This is a messenger RNA of Amphibalanus amphitrite, 1714 nucleotides long. RefSeq names its product protein amalgam-like. The transcript has 5 exons. Bases 57 to 788 code for a protein of 243 amino acids. Gene Ontology annotation, cellular component: neuron projection membrane. The record is from RefSeq and is a predicted model, not a curated record. Gene Ontology annotation, biological process: synapse organization. NCBI's taxonomy places the organism in Eukaryota, Metazoa, Arthropoda, Thecostraca, Balanomorpha, Balanidae.
CGCUAAUUCUGACUGCCGAUGAGCCGCCGUCCCGUCCGCCGUGGCAGCGCCCCUCCAUGCUGCAGCCGGUGUUCAUGAACAACAGCGUACGACAUGUGGUGGCGUCAGUGGGACGACCAGCUCACCUGCACUGCAACAUCCAGCACCUCGGAGAUAAAGUGGUGUCCUGGGUGCGGAAGCGGGACCUGCACAUCCUGACUGUCGGCAUGUUUCCGUACACGACCGACACUCGCUUCAAGGCGCUGCACUCGGACGGCACUCAGGAGUGGACACUCAAGGUGCUGGGUGCCACAAUCGCCGACAGCGGCGUCUACGAGUGCCAAGUGAGCACUCAGCCCAAGAUGAGCCUGAGCUUCACCCUACAGGUGGUCGUCGCUCGCGCCCGUAUCGUGGGCAACCGGGAGCAGCACGUCAAGUCGGGCAGUGACGUCAACUUGACAUGUCAGCUGAGUCACGACUCGAGCGCCAUCUAUUGGUACCACCGCGACAAGGUGGUCACCUCAAACUACUACCAGCCGGGCACCCAGAGGAUACGGAUAGAGACGGCGCCCACCUACAGCAGGCUGCAUAUCACCGGUGUGGUGGACAGCGACUCCGGAGUCUACACAUGCUCCCCGGUCGGCAUCGACCCCGUGUCUGCCGUGCUGCACGUCAUCAACGGUGAGCACCCGGCAGCGAUGCAGCACAACUCCGCCAGAUGCCGGCAGUGCGGCGGCUCUCCCCUGCUGGUGCUGGAGCUGGUGCUGCUGAUGGUGUUGGUGCUGGUGAGCCACUCGAUCCGCCGGUGAAACUGCGCCCAGGCCACCGGAGUGCGCAGUCAGCGGUCAGAUCAUGAGAUGUGACAGUCCAAGUGACGGGACACUAGAGGACGGAGUGAAACAUUGAUCAGUGACGCAGUGACCGCAGCGCAAUGACUGCAGCGGAGUGAGCAGUGAACUCGAGUGGGCGCUCCAUUGGUCAACGGGCCGCUGACGUAAUUAUGACGUAACAGUCACGGCAGGGAUGUCUGCGCCCGGUCCCUGCCGAGUGCCCUCUACAGCUAUAGAAACUAGCUUAUACAUACGAAGCCCAUUACACUCACUGAGCCAUGCAAGUCUCCUGCGCUCCACGAUAUGUGCUGAAUCUGCCAUAAAACCUGAUUACAAAGAAGGCGGACAACUGAUACUCGAGCUCCGCUGUCCUGUUAAUGUGCUGUUUGGUGUUCGGAGAAACUGUGGAUCGUGAGAGAUUGUGGAAGAGUGUGUUGCGAAAUUCGAAAAUGAACUAACGUACUGUGGUGAUUGACUGCUCUCCCGUACUUUCGAGCCCUUCCCCACCCUGAGUCCGGAAUGGUGAGAACUGGCAGUAUGGUUCGAUCGACUGAGAAGAAGCGUGGGCUGCCCUUUGAGCGCUCCGGUGGGGACAACUGGGCCGGCAAUGGGAGGAAGCCGUGAACUCGGAGUUACGGCUGGUCUUACUAUGUAGAUAACUGAGACGCGCGGUGGGUAAUAAGUGAGUGACUCAGCAGGUCUGGUCGGGAGAGACACGAGACAGUAGGCAACUGAUGAGAAGUCGGUGAACAUUCUACUGGGAGACAAAUGCAAGGCAGCAGGAAGCGUUCUGUGUAUGGCAGUGGUCGGCAGGUCAUUCGGGGUCGUGCCCCCUUUUUGGGCGCCAGGCAAGGCCAUUACCCCCACCUACCAGACCCCAUUGCUGACACAUUUAAGUUUACUGA